AUGUCAGCUACUGAGCCAGUAAGAGAGGGGAACCACACAGCAGAGACAGAAUUCAUCCUAUUGGGGUUUGGAAGAGGUCUGUGGAUGGAGAUGUUCCCCUUUGUGAUGUUCCUGGUGAUUUAUAUAAUAACCGUGCUGGGAAACACCAUCCUGGUCCUCAUCAUUGGAAUUGAUUCUCAGCUUCACACCCCCAUGUACUUCUUCCUCAUGAACUUGUCGCUCUUAGAUCUCGGCAACUCCUCCUCCAUUGCCCCCAGAGCCAUGGUGAGCUUCCUAUCAGGGAGCAAAGCCAUUUCCUACAAUGGAUGUGCCACCCAAUUCUUCUUUGUCACUUUCUUCCUCACCACUGAAGGGUUCCUCCUGGCAGCAAUGGCAUACGAUCGAUACUCCGCCAUCCACAACCCGCUCCGGUAUCCCAUCACCAUGUCCAAGUGGGUUUGUAUUUGGCUGGUGGUGGGAUCCUAUAUCUGUGGCUAUGUGAACUCCAUGGUGCAAACUGGCUUCACCUUUACGCUAGACUUUUGUGGGUCUAAUGAGAUGGAUCAUUUCUUCUGUGAUGGCCCUCCCCUAAUUAGUCUGUCCUGCAGUGACACAUUUGUCAAUAUCAUUGUGAUGUUUACCUUAUGUGGCCUCAUUAUAGUGAGCACUGCACUGAUUACGCUGGUCUCCUAUGUCUAUAUCAUCUCCACCAUCCUCAGGAUUCAUUCUGCUGAGGGCAGACACAGAGCCUUCUCCACCUGCACUUCCCACCUGGUGGUUGUGACUUUAUUUUACGUGUCCACUGCUUUGAUGUAUGCCCAGCCCACUCAGCUAGCUUUUCUGUAUCCAAGGAAAGUAGUGUCCGUCUUUUAUACCCUUUUUGCUCCCAUGUUGAAUCCUUUCAUCUACAGCCUCAGGAACAAGGAUGUGAAAGAUGCUUUGAGAAGGACUAUGAGCAAGAAAUGUUUGAAAAAAUGA
This is a messenger RNA of Terrapene triunguis (Three-toed box turtle), 957 nucleotides long. RefSeq names its product olfactory receptor 12-like. Gene Ontology annotation, cellular component: membrane. The coding region runs from base 1 to 957 and encodes 318 amino acids. The transcript has a single exon. The record is from RefSeq and is a predicted model, not a curated record. Gene Ontology annotation, biological process: G protein-coupled receptor signaling pathway; sensory perception of smell. Lineage: Eukaryota; Metazoa; Chordata; Testudines; Emydidae. Gene Ontology annotation, molecular function: G protein-coupled receptor activity; odorant binding; olfactory receptor activity.